GUCGUGGGGCGGGGCUUGGCGGCGGCGGCGGCGGCGCGCGAGGACUCGGAGGUACUGGGCGCGCGCGGCUCCGGCUCGGGACGCCUCGGGGUCGGGCUCCGGCUGCAGCUGCUGCUGCGGCGCCCGCGCUCCGGUGCGCUCCGCCUCCUGUGCCCGCCGCGGAGCGCAGUCUGCGCGCCCGCCGUGCGCCCUCAGCUCCUUUUCCUGAGCCCGCCGCGAUGGGAGCUGCGCGGGGAUCCCCGGCCAGACCCCGCCGGUUGCCUCUGCUCAGCGUCCUGCUGCUGCCGCUGCUGGGCGGGACCCUGUGGCCAGAGCUGAACUAUAAUGGUGAAGGAAGGGGAAUGACUUCAAGUGGAACUCUGGAACCACAUGGCUCUCCUCUUAACACAGAGAAGCUGACCUUGGCCACAGAUGGAUUUUCAGGGAUAAAGAACAGGACAUGGGGCCGGGUGCGGUGGCUCACGCCUGUAAUCCCAGCACUUUGGGAGGCCGAGGCGGGCGGAUCACGAGGUACCCAGACAGCCAUUGUCUUCAUCAAGCAGCCGUCCUCCCAGGAUGCACUGCAGGGGCGCCGGGCGCUGCUUCGCUGUGAGGUUGAGGCUCCGGGCCCGGUACAUGUGUACUGGCUGCUCGAUGGGGCCCCUGUCCAGGACACGGAGCGGCGUUUCGCCCAGGGCAGCAGCCUGAGCUUUGCAGCUGUGGACCGGCUGCAGGACUCUGGCACCUUCCAGUGUGUGGCUCGGGAUGAUGUCACUGGAGAAGAAGCCCUCAGUGCCAACGCCUCCUUCAACAUCAAAUGGAUUGAGGCAGGUCCUGUGGUCCUGAAGCAUCCAGCCUCGGAAGCUGAGAUCCAGCCACAGACCCAGGUCACACUUCGUUGCCACAUUGAUGGGCACCCUCGGCCCACCUACCAAUGGUUCCGAGAUGGGACCCCCCUUUCUGAUGGUCAGAGCAACCACACAGUCAGCAGCAAGGAGCGGAACCUGACGCUCCGGCCAGCUGGUCCUGAGCAUAGUGGGCUGUAUUCCUGCUGCGCCCACAAUGCUUUUGGCCAGGCUUGCAGCAGCCAGAACUUCACCUUGAGCAUUGCUGAUGAAAGCUUUGCCAGGGUGGUGCUGGCACCCCAGGACGUGGUAGUAGCGAGGAAUGAGGAGGCCAUGUUCCAUUGCCAGUUCUCAGCCCAGCCACCCCCGAGCCUGCAGUGGCUCUUUGAGGAUGAGACUCCCAUCACUAACCGCAGUCGCCCCCCACACCUCCGCAGAGCCACAGUGUUUGCCAACGGGUCUCUGCUGCUGACCCAGGUCCGGCCACGCAAUGCAGGGAUCUACCGCUGCAUUGGCCAGGGGCAGAGGGGCCCACCCAUCAUCCUGGAAGCCACACUUCACCUAGCAGAGAUUGAAGACAUGCCGCUAUUUGAGCCACGGGUGUUUACAGCUGGCAGCGAGGAGCGUGUGACCUGCCUUCCCCCCAAGGGUCUGCCAGAGCCCAGCGUGUGGUGGGAGCACGCGGGAGUCCGGCUGCCCACCCAUGGCAGGGUCUACCAGAAGGGCCACGAGCUGGUGUUGGCCAAUAUUGCUGAAAGUGAUGCUGGUGUCUACACCUGCCACGCGGCCAACCUGGCUGGUCAGCGGAGACAGGAUGUCAACAUCACUGUGGCCACUGUGCCCUCCUGGCUGAAGAAGCCCCAAGACAGCCAGCUGGAGGAGGGCAAACCCGGCUACUUGGAUUGCCAGACCCAGGCCACACCAAAACCUACAGUUGUCUGGUACAGAAACCAGAUGCUUAUCUCAGAGGACUCACGGUUCGAGGUCUUCAAGAAUGGGACCUUGCGCAUCAACAACGUGGAGGUGUACGAUGGGACAUGGUACCGUUGUGUGAGCAGCACCCCAGCCGGCAGCAUCGAGGCGCAAGCCCGUGUCCAAGUGCUGGAAAAGCUCAAGUUCACACCACCACCCCAGCCACAGCAGUGCAUGGAGUUUGACAAGGAGGCCACGGUGCCCUGUUCAGCCACAGGCCGAGAGAAGCCCACUAUUAAGUGGGAACGGGCAGAUGGGAGCAGCCUCCCAGAGUGGGUGACAGACAAUGCUGGGACCCUGCAUUUUGCCCGGGUGACUCGAGAUGAUGCUGGCAACUACACUUGCAUUGCGUCCAACGGGCCGCAGGGCCAGAUUCGUGCCCAUGUCCAGCUCACUGUGGCAGUUUUUAUCACCUUCAAAGUGGAACCAGAGCGUACAACUGUGUACCAAGGCCACACAGCCCUACUGCAGUGCGAGGCCCAGGGGGACCCCAAGCCGCUGAUUCAGUGGAAAGGCAAGGACCGCAUCCUGGACCCCACCAAGCUGGGACCCAGGAUGCACAUCUUCCAGAAUGGCUCCCUGGUGAUCCAUGACGUGGCCCCUGAGGACUCAGGCCGCUACACCUGCAUUGCAGGCAACAGCUGCAACAUCAAGCACACGGAGGCCCCCCUCUAUGUCGUGGACAAGCCUGUGCCGGAGGAGUCGGAGGGCCCUGGCAGCCCUCCCCCUUACAAGAUGAUCCAGACCAUUGGGUUGUCGGUGGGUGCCGCUGUGGCCUACAUCAUUGCCGUGCUGGGCCUCAUGUUCUACUGCAAGAAGCGCUGCAAAGCCAAGCGGCUGCAGAAGCAGCCCGAGGGCGAGGAGCCAGAGAUGGAAUGCCUCAAUGGUGGGCCUUUGCAGAACGGGCAGCCCUCAGCAGAGAUCCAAGAGGAAGUGGCCUUGACCAGCUUGGGCUCCGGCCCCGCGGCCACCAACAAACGCCACAGCACAAGUGAUAAGAUGCACUUCCCACGGUCUAGCCUGCAGCCCAUCACCACGCUGGGGAAGAGUGAGUUUGGGGAGGUGUUCCUGGCAAAGGCUCAGGGCUUGGAGGAGGGAGUGGCAGAGACCCUGGUACUUGUGAAGAGCCUGCAGAGCAAGGAUGAGCAGCAGCAGCUGGACUUCCGGAGGGAGUUGGAGAUGUUUGGGAAGCUGAACCACGCCAACGUGGUGCGGCUCCUGGGGCUGUGCCGGGAGGCUGAGCCCCACUACAUGGUGCUGGAAUAUGUGGAUCUGGGAGACCUCAAGCAGUUCCUGAGGAUUUCCAAGAGCAAGGAUGAAAAAUUGAAGUCACAGCCCCUCAGCACCAAGCAGAAGGUGGCCCUGUGCACCCAGGUAGCCCUGGGCAUGGAGCACCUGUCCAACAACCGCUUUGUGCAUAAGGACUUGGCUGCGCGUAACUGCCUGGUCAGUGCCCAGAGACAAGUGAAGGUGUCUGCCCUGGGCCUCAGCAAGGAUGUGUACAACAGUGAGUACUACCACUUCCGCCAGGCCUGGGUGCCGCUGCGCUGGAUGUCCCCCGAGGCCAUCCUGGAGGGUGACUUCUCUACCAAGUCUGAUGUCUGGGCCUUCGGUGUGCUGAUGUGGGAAGUGUUUACACAUGGAGAGAUGCCCCAUGGUGGGCAGGCAGAUGAUGAAGUACUGGCAGAUUUGCAGGCUGGGAAGGCUAGACUUCCUCAGCCUGAGGGCUGCCCUUCCAAGCUCUAUCGGCUGAUGCAGCGCUGCUGGGCCCUCAGCCCCAAGGACCGGCCCUCCUUCAGUGAGAUUGCCAGCGCCCUGGGAGACAGCCCCGUGGACAGCAAGCCGUGAGGAGGGAGCCCGCUCAGGAUGGCCUGGGCAGGGGAGGACAUCUCUAGAGGGAAGCUCACAGCAUGAUGGGCAAGAUCCCUGUCCUCCUGGGCCCUGAGGCCCCUGCCCUAGUGCAACAGGCAUUGCUGAGGUCUGAGCAGGGCCUGGCCUUUCCUCCUCUUCCUCACCCCUCAUCCUUUGGGAGGCUGACUUGGACCCAAACUGGGCGACUAGGGCUUUGAGCUGGGCAGUUUUCCCUGCCACCUCUUCCUCUAUCAGGGACAGUGUGGGUGCCACAGGUAACCCCAAUUUCUGGCCUUCAACUUCUCCCCUUGACCGGGUCCAACUCUGCCACUCAUCUGCCAACUUUGCCUGGGGAGGGCUAGGCUUGGGAUGAGCUGGGUUUUUGGGGAGUUCCUUAAUAUUCUCAAGUUCUGGGCACACAGGGUUAAUGAGUCUCUUGGCCCACUGGUCCCACUUGGGGGUCUAGACCAGGAUUAUAGAGGACACAGCAAGUGAGUCCUCCCCACUCUGGGCUUGUGCACACUGACCCAGACCCACGUCUUCCCCACCCUUCUCUCCUUUCCUCAUCCUAAGUGCCUGGCAGAUGAAGGAGUUUUCAGGAGCUUUUGACACUAUAUAACCCGCCCUUUUUGUAUGCACCACGGGCGGCUUUUAUAUGUAAUUGCAGCGUGGGGUGGGUGGGCAUGGGAGGUAGGGGUGGGCCCUGGAGAUGAGGAGGGUGGGCCAUCCUUACCCCACACUUUUAUUGUUGUCGUUUUUUGUUUGUUUUGGUUUUUUUGUUUUUGUUUUUGUUUUUACACUCGCUGCUCUCAAUAAAUAAGCCUUUUUUACAA
Molecule: messenger RNA, 4480 nt
Organism: Pan troglodytes (chimpanzee)
Lineage: Eukaryota; Metazoa; Chordata; Mammalia; Primates; Hominidae
Gene: PTK7
Product: protein tyrosine kinase 7 (inactive)
Exons: 21
Coding region: 219-3644 (1141 amino acids)
Biological process (GO): synapse organization; homophilic cell-cell adhesion; protein phosphorylation
Cellular component (GO): neuronal cell body; axon; plasma membrane
Molecular function (GO): ATP binding; axon guidance receptor activity; protein kinase activity
Source: RefSeq, a predicted model, not a curated record